Columba livia (rock pigeon) is the source of this 5553-nucleotide messenger RNA. It is a transcript of the gene GALNT16, whose product is annotated as polypeptide N-acetylgalactosaminyltransferase 16. Gene Ontology annotation, molecular function: polypeptide N-acetylgalactosaminyltransferase activity. Gene Ontology annotation, biological process: protein O-linked glycosylation. Lineage: Eukaryota; Metazoa; Chordata; Aves; Columbiformes; Columbidae. The record is from RefSeq and is a predicted model, not a curated record. Bases 188 to 1906 code for a protein of 572 amino acids. The transcript is spliced from 15 exons. Gene Ontology annotation, cellular component: Golgi apparatus.
GGAGCGGGGUGCGAGGCGUUAGGACCCGGCGGCGGCUGGGCGGCGCGGCGCCGGGGCCGGAGCGGUGCGGGAGGAGCUGCCGCGCUGCUGCCGCCGCCGCCGCCGCCUCCUCCUCGCUCUCUCCUUCCUCCCGCAGCCGCCUCUGCCCGUCGAGGCAGCGCUCCCAGGCUCCCCCGGGGCGCUCGGCAUGAGGAGAAUCAGGGCCAAUGCCAUCGCCAUCCUGACCGUCGCCUGGAUCCUGGGCACUUUCUACUACUUAUGGCAGGACAACAAGCCCCGCUCGGCGGCCACCGGCAGGUCCGCCGGCAGCGGCGGCGGUAGCGGCAGCGCCCGGAGCGGGCAGAGGGCGGCCGGCAGGCUGGAGCUCCGCCGCGAAGAGAGAACCAUCCCCCUCAUCAUGACAAGGGCUCCCCAAGGAGAGAAGAAUAGCCGGAGGGGUUUUGAUGAAAAGGCUUACUUGUCCUCCAAGCAGCUGAAGGCCGGAGAAGACCCCUACCGCCAGCAUGCUUUUAAUCAGCUAGAGAGUGACAAACUCAGCAGCGAUCGGCCCAUUCGGGAUACCAGGCACUACAGGUGCACUUCUGUACGCUAUGACACAGACUUGCCAGCUACCAGCCUCAUCAUCACCUUCCACAACGAGGCACGCUCCACUCUGCUCCGCACAGUGAAGAGUGUCCUGAACCGCACCCCUCCCAGCCUUAUCCAGGAGAUCAUUUUGGUAGAUGACUUCAGUUCAGAUCCUGAGGACUGCCAGCUCCUUACCAAGAUCCCAAAGGUCAAGUGUCUACGAAACACCCGGCGAGAAGGGCUGAUUCGCUCUCGGGUGCGAGGAGCCGAAGUGGCUACUGCUGACAUCCUCACCUUCCUGGACAGUCACUGUGAAGUCAACAGCGAGUGGCUGCAGCCAAUGCUUCAGAGAGUAAAAGAGGAUUAUACCCGAGUGGUGAGUCCAAUCAUUGAUGUUAUCAGCCUGGAUAAUUUUGCCUACCUGGCAGCAUCAGCAGAUCUGAGGGGAGGGUUUGACUGGAGCCUUCACUUUAAGUGGGAGCAGAUUCCUAUAGAGCAGAAGAUGUCCAGAACAGACCCAACUCAGUCUAUAAGAACCCCCGUUAUAGCAGGAGGCAUCUUUGUGAUUGACAAGUCCUGGUUUAACCACCUGGGAAAAUAUGACACUCAAAUGGACAUCUGGGGAGGAGAAAAUUUUGAACUCUCUUUCCGAGUGUGGAUGUGCGGCGGCAGCUUGGAGAUCGUUCCCUGCAGUCGAGUGGGACAUGUGUUCAGGAAACGCCAUCCCUAUGACUUCCCUGAGGGCAAUGCACUGACUUACAUCAAGAACACCAAGCGCACAGCAGAGGUGUGGAUGGAUGAAUACAAGCAGUACUACUACGAGGCCCGACCAUCUGCCAUUGGGAAGUCGUUUGGAAGUGUUGCAGAGCGAGUGGAGCAGCGACGCAAACUGAACUGUAAAUCCUUCCAGUGGUAUCUGGAGAACGUCUACCCUGAGCUCAAGAUUCCUGAAAAGGAGUUGAUUCCAGGAAUAAUUAAACAAGGAGGAAACUGCCUGGAGUCUCAAGCACAGGAUACCACAGGGAAUACAUUGGUUGGCAUGGGAAACUGUAAAGGGACUGUGAGCAAUCCACCUGUCACUCAGGAGUGGGUAUUCAGUGACCCUUUAAUUAGACAGCAGGACAAGUGUCUUUCCAUUACCUCCUUCUCUAUGGGCUCUCACAUCACACUGGAAGCCUGCAAUCAAAAAGAUGGCAGACAGAAGUGGAAGAUGAAAGGCAGUUUCAUUCAACACUUUGUCAGCGGUCUCUGCCUGGAAAACCAGACUGGGAGAGUGGUGACCAACCCUUGCCAAGCAGGUGUACAUGGCCAACAGUGGGAGCUGCUACAAGCAACAUGAUGGUAGCACAGAGAUCUUGUUUCUUUGUGCAUGAAACCUUGGGAACAAAGGGCGAUUGAGAAGGGAGGAAUGGUUUUGUAUGUCUGACCCUAAGUGUUUUCAUUGUGCCCAUCAGCAAGCCACCAUUUCAGCUGACCGCUUGGUGUUUUUGAGCUUUUCAGAGGAGAAGCUGGAGUGAGAGAGGGAUGAGGAGAGUUGUUGAAAUCUUCCCAUCUGUUGUCUUAAGCUCUCCUUUGUAGCUGAUGUCUGUGCACAGCUGCACCCAGAGAAGGGAGAGGACCCAGCCCAAUAUUCAGUGACCAGAGCUGCCUUGCAGCUCUCCCCAUCUGUUCCUUUCUCUGCAUCCAGAGUUCAUGACCUUCAGUCCAACAGCUUUGACAAUGAUUGUACAAACAUUGGUAGCUCUUCGGCUUCCCUGGCUUUUUGCUCUAACAUCGUGCGUUUAUGCAUGUGUGUCUCACAGUGAGGAGUGGCCAGAAGAAGGGUCAUCAUGACAAGUGGAGGGUCUCGAAAGGAACUAGCAGACUCUGAGGUUUGUAACCUCUUUGUAGCAGGCCCAUUCCUUCCUCUGCCCACAGCAGCUGCGCUACAGCCAAAUGAGCUGAGCUUGGCACAAUGCUGACAAGAGAGCCAGAAAAGGGACAAUCUGUUUUAGCAGCAUAACCAGGGCUUGUUUUGGGGAUCAUUCCCUAUUGAAUUAUUUCUUCCAGUUUUUUACGGGUAGAAGGCCAGCCCUGCCUCCAUGCUCAGCUGGACCUGGGUUCAGGAUACCACACUCCUGUGCAGCUUUUGAGAGAUGGGUGCCAACACUUUGGGAUGCUGGGGAAACUGGGACUGUUCUCUUGCUGCUCUUCCUGAUGCUACCAGGCACUGCUGCACCCCACACUGAGGGAGAUGUGCAGGGCUGUGUGGGCAGCACACACUGGCAGUGCAACUGCGCUUGGCUCAGGCCAGUGGCAGGAACCCACCCAGUUCCCCGCUGUGAGAGGCAGGAGGAGACAGGCCCUGGGUUGUCACAGGCUUCCUGCUGCUGGCUGGGCAGGAGCACAGCCCUCUUGCUGGCUCUCCGGCUCCAUGUGGCCCUUGUGAGUGCAGCCUGGCAUGACAAGCCACCCAGUUGUUCUGUCUAGUUGCUUUUCCUCCUCGCUUUCAGAAAAAGGAGAUGAAAGGGUCUGGGCCUGUUCCACUUGCGAUGCCCAGCCCUCCUCCCAGUAGGCAUCUUGGGGAGGUUAGUUGGUGAAGCUGAAACUGCCCCCUGCACAAAUGCUGCCGCAGUACAGGCCCUCCUGUGUGUUCUGGAAAUACCAAACACAAUUGGUGUGUCUAGCUAGCAUCCCAGUCCUGCUCUCAGUUACCAGUCAGCUGUAGCUGAGUGUGGAUUUUCAGACUUGCCAGGAGAAACUUUCCUAUUCAAAUAAAAAGAAAAAUCCCCACAACCUUACCUUUUCUUACUAGAUCUGUAGAAUUUUCCUCUUGGUGCUAGGUUUUGUAAACCAACCCUCCUUCCUAUCCAAGAGCCUGGCAGGGGAACCAGGUGGUGGGGCCACCUUCAGUAGGCAAUUCCUAGUCUGGAUCCUUUCUGAUCUGGUGUAGAAGAAACAGGAUGUUCAUUUGGAUUAUAAACAGCUGGCUGCUUUUAAUCAUGUUUGUAUGAUUUUUUCAUUCUUUCUCCUGGCUUGGUAUUAGCCCAAACAGUUGACAAAAGAACAGAUACUGUUCUUCAUACAUUGCAUGUCCUCAGAAGUGCUUGUGUGAGAACUAGACCAUUUGUUUUCCGUUCUUGGUUCUUUCAUUUAAAAAAAAUAAAUCAGUCAUGUGGCAGGAGCUCUUUUCCUGUUUCCCCCUUCACUUUUGAUGUCAGCUCAUCAUCUUGAUGCUGAUUAACCAAAUGAAUGAUUUGCCCACUGUGAAAACUCUAGAGGCAGUUUUUAGUCCCAAGCUUACAGCAUGAUGCAGCUACCCUUCUGUGUGGGAAUUUUCCCACUGAUUCUGCAGAAAUUUCUCUUUCCCUUUGUAGAGGUGCUUUGGGCCUGAACCACUGAGGCCAUGAAAGAGCAGAGAAGGAAAGUAAACAGCCUAGAAACAGAAAGAAAGCAGGGCAGACAGACCCCAUCAGGGGAGAAAGAUGCCAUCCUACUACCAGCUGCCUUUUUAAAUAAGAAUAUGCAGGAGAUGCUACUUCCAGGCAGUAGGAGACAGGAACAGUCAAGUUCUCACAUACCUGGCUUGAAAAGAAGUUGAUGCAAAGAUAGGUGAAAGGCCAUUGAGCAGGCUCUGUAUGUAAGCUCUGUAUACAAUGAUGUGCUAAAGGAUUACAUGUUUUCAUCAAAAUGCCUCCUAAGUGGACCUUCUGAGCUUUCCCCAUUUCACUCUCCAGCAGCUGAAGGGUUGCAGCUAACAGCGUGUUCACUCCUCCACCAGGUACUGCUUCCUUCCUCCUUGCUCCUACUGCUUUCUUGCAGUUCCUUCUUCAUAACCGUGCUGGAACUAGGACCCAGCUCCUCUACAAACGGUUCUCCUGACUGCUGCAGACCACAGAAACUCUGCUUGUAUCCAGUUUCCAAGCUCUGGGCCAGCCCUGGUUCAAAAGGCUCUUGCAACACACUGGCUACUGCUCUUAACUUCAUGCUUGGCUCCAAUGUUGGAGGUUAGUGACCACUCCCAGAGCAGAGGUACCUGGACCAGCUGUGUUGAUUCGUGCCUCUCUUCCUACUGCUCCUCACCACCUGACAGAAUGGGAGCUGUCAUCCAUAUGGGGCUGGGAGCUGGGGCAUCUGAAUGUUGGACACCCUCCUUCAGCUGCCUCAGACUGGGAAAGAAAAGGGAAGAAGUGGGUGUAUGCUGGAUGUCAAUAACUGAAAUUGCUGCUGGAGUCAGGGGCUACCAGAGCCCUAACUGUACCUGGUUUUGGACAUGUUCUCCUGAGGUCACAUCCCCAUGGCUUAUUCUGCUGUCAGCUAAUGCACUGCCCGCAGGGCCUUCCUGUAGACCCAGUGCAGACCUCCCUCCACAUGGCCAAGGACGUGCAUUACUAAAGGCUGCUUUCAAGUGUGGGCAAACUAAACUUCUCAGAAUAAACAGUCUUGUCAGUCCAAAUGCAUUAUCAGCAUACUUUGCAUUUCUCUUGCACUGAAGGGAAGGAGAAAUGAUGUUAUUUGGUCUUUUCUGUGAUUCUGUGAUUCUUUUUUUACCCACCAAGGUCCAUGCAGUACCAUUUUUUGGAACAGGACUCCAGUGGGGCUUUUGAAAGCAAACUGACUGAGUUCUCAAAUUUGGCCUAGUGAUUUGUUUCUUUAUCAGUCAGAACAAGCAGCUGCUCACCCUUGUUUUCCUGUUUAUUUUAAACAGCCCCCUAGACUGUCAAGACAGAGCAUUUGCAUUGGUAAUACCUCUUAAGAAAGCUGUUAUUGUGUUAGAUUACCCAAUGUAAUUUCAUGUGCUGUGAACCAAUGGGGGUUUAUUUAAGAGGAGCUGAAACUACUGUUGCACAGAAAUCAAUUUCAAAAGGUUUAUUUUCCCCACUCACGUGUAAGUUGUACUUUGCCAGAUGUAAUUUAUGUGGAGCCCAGAUUUGUUUUCCCUUUUCUUGAAGAAAGCAUGUGCCAGAAUCUGUUUAAUGCCUGGAAUAAAAUCCACUUUGAAACAAG